Molecule: messenger RNA, 1972 nt
Organism: Quercus lobata
Lineage: Eukaryota; Viridiplantae; Streptophyta; Magnoliopsida; Fagales; Fagaceae
Product: elongation factor 1-alpha
Exons: 3
Coding region: 162-1505 (447 amino acids)
Biological process (GO): translational elongation
Molecular function (GO): GTP binding; GTPase activity; translation elongation factor activity
Source: RefSeq, a predicted model, not a curated record
GGAUUAGAUAAUCCAACGGCUAAAGAGAAACCCUAAUCGCACAUAGAAUAAGGAAGAGAAAAGAUUUUACUACUUAAACCAAAGUAGGCCAAAUAACUCUUCCUCUUUCGCUUUCGCUCUUCACUCUCUUCUUAGCUACUGCUUCUUGCUCAGAUUUUAGAAUGGGUAAGGAGAAGGUUCACAUUAGCAUUGUGGUCAUUGGCCAUGUCGACUCUGGAAAGUCGACCACCACUGGACAUUUGAUUUACAAGCUAGGAGGGAUUGACAAGCGUGUAAUUGAGAGGUUCGAGAAGGAGGCUGCUGAGAUGAACAAAAGGUCAUUCAAGUAUGCAUGGGUUUUGGACAAGCUCAAGGCUGAGCGGGAGCGUGGUAUUACCAUUGACAUUGCACUGUGGAAGUUUGAGACUACUAAAUAUUACUGCACUGUCAUUGAUGCUCCUGGACAUCGCGAUUUUAUCAAGAACAUGAUUACCGGUACCUCACAGGCCGACUGUGCUGUCCUUAUUAUUGACUCCACUACUGGUGGAUUUGAAGCGGGUAUUUCCAAGGAUGGUCAGACUCGUGAGCAUGCUUUGCUUGCCUUCACCCUCGGUGUCAAGCAAAUGAUCUGCUGUUGCAACAAGAUGGAUGCAACAACCCCAAAAUACUCCAAGGCAAGGUAUGAAGAAAUCGUAAAGGAAGUUUCUUCCUAUCUUAAGAAAGUAGGAUAUAACCCUGACAAGAUCCCCUUUGUUCCUAUUUCUGGGUUUGAGGGUGAUAACAUGAUUGAGAGGUCAACCAACCUCGACUGGUACAAGGGCCCUACCCUCCUUGAGGCUCUUGACUUGAUUUUGGAGCCAAAGAGGCCCUCAGACAAGCCUCUCCGACUUCCACUUCAGGAUGUCUACAAGAUUGGUGGUAUUGGAACUGUCCCUGUGGGGCGUGUUGAAACGGGUGUGCUCAAACCAGGUAUUGUUGUUACUUUUGGCCCUACUGGGCUGACAACUGAAGUUAAGUCAGUUGAGAUGCAUCAUGAGUCUCUCCUAGAGGCUUUGCCUGGUGACAAUGUUGGUUUCAAUGUGAAAAAUGUUGCCGUCAAGGAUCUCAAACGUGGGUUUGUGGCAUCCAACUCAAAGGAUGAUCCUGCAAAGGAAGCUGCUAACUUCACCGCCCAGGUCAUUAUCAUGAACCAUCCUGGCCAGAUUGGCAAUGGUUAUGCGCCAGUACUUGACUGCCACACCUCCCACAUUGCUGUGAAAUUUUCUGAAAUUUUGACCAAGAUUGAUAGGAGGUCGGGCAAGGAGCUUGAGAAGGAGCCCAAAUUUUUGAAGAAUGGAGAUGCUGGUUUUGUUAAGAUGAUUCCUACCAAGCCUAUGGUGGUGGAGACUUUCUCUGAGUACCCACCGCUUGGACGAUUUGCUGUGAGGGACAUGCGUCAAACUGUGGCUGUUGGUGUUGUCAAGAGUGUGGAGAAGAAGGAUCCAAGUGGUGCCAAGGUCACCAAGUCUGCUGCUAAAAAGAAAUGAGUGUUUUAUUUUAGGAAGUCAAUAGCAAAAGAAAUGGGUUGGUUUUGUGGCUUUUGUUAUUGCAGCCUCUUAUAUAGGGGCCUUGACUGCCUGGUGGUUUUGAGCACCCAGGCCACCUGGGUGGCUUGACCGUCGGUGGCAAAAGCUGCAUCUAUCUGGUUGAUGCUGUUUUUAGUAGUAUAGAGCUUCAUAGUUGCAAGUGAGAGAACAAAUUGGCAUUUAAUUUGAUUUCCAAAUUGUUGGUUUUUAAAUGUAUUUAUGAGACUCAAAUAUUUUACGUUUGAAAUGUCACCCCUAAGUAGUGGUGAUAUCUCAUAUCUGUGGGGACUUUUUGUUUUGUUUUGUUUUUUCCUUCCAAAAAAGGAAAGAAAAAAAAAACAAUAUUGUUUCUCUUUCGGUUUUUGGGCUUUGCAUUAUUUCAAUAAGAGGGUUCAUACGUUUCUGAGGGCAGAAUUCUGUCCAAUUAA